AGGAUCUUUUUUUGUGUGUGUGUUUUGUUUGUUUGUUUCUCAAAAUAUAUUUUAUUGGUGGUGCACUUUCUAGAACGGUUGGCUUAAUUCGGAGUAGAGGAUCCUUAAUUGGAAGUUUUGUGGGAUGUAAAUCAAGGAAAAAGAAGAAUGCAUCCUUCAGAAACCACCACCAAAAUGGCUUCAGUUCGGUUCAUGGUGACACCAACAAAGAUCGAUGACAUUCCAGGUUUGUCAGACACCAGCCCAGACCUCAGCUCUCGAUCUAGUUCACGAGUAAGAUUUAGCUCCAGAGAAAGUGUACCUGAAACCAGCCGUAGUGAGCCCAUGAGUGAAAUGUCUGGGGCCACCACUUCACUGGCAACUGUUGCCUUGGAUCCUGCCAGUGACCGGACUUCUAACCCCCAGGAUGUGGCUGAGGACCCGAAUCAGAACUCCAUCACAGGGGAACACAGCCAGCUGUUAGAUGAUGGCCAUAAGAAAGCUCGAAAUGCUUAUCUCAGCAAUUCCAAUUAUGAAGAAGGAGAUGAGUAUUUUGAUAAAAACCUGGCACUUUUUGAGGAAGAAAUGGACACUAGACCAAAGGUGUCUUCUCUACUUAACCGCAUGGCCAAUUACACUAACCUGACACAAGGAGCAAAAGAACAUGAGGAGGCAGAAAAUAUCACUGAAGGAAAAAAGAAGCCCACUAAGAGCCCCCAAAUGGGUACCUUUAUGGGUGUCUACCUACCAUGUCUACAGAAUAUUUUUGGAGUGAUCCUCUUUCUACGCCUUACAUGGGUGGUGGGCACAGCCGGAGUUCUUCAGGCUUUUGCAAUUGUCCUUAUCUGCUGCUGCUGUACAAUGUUGACUGCUAUCUCCAUGAGUGCCAUUGCCACUAAUGGAGUGGUGCCAGCUGGGGGCUCAUACUUCAUGAUUUCUCGGGCCCUGGGCCCAGAGUUUGGCGGGGCUGUUGGCCUCUGCUUUUAUCUUGGUACCACAUUUGCAGCAGCCAUGUAUAUUCUUGGUGCCAUUGAAAUUUUUCUGGUGUAUAUUGUCCCCCGAGCUGCCAUCUUUCGCAGUGAUGAUGCACUCAAGGAAUCAGCAGCCAUGCUAAAUAACAUGCGUGUUUAUGGCACAGCCUUCUUGGUCCUCAUGGUCUUGGUGGUAUUCAUUGGCGUACGCUAUGUGAAUAAAUUUGCCUCACUUUUCCUGGCCUGUGUUAUUGUGUCCAUCUUGGCCAUCUACGCUGGUGCCAUCAAGUCUUCUUUUGCCCCACCACACUUCCCGGUCUGCAUGCUAGGUAACCGUACCCUUUCAUCAAGACACAUUGACAUUUGCUCUAAGACCAAGGAAAUUAACAACAUGACAGUACCAUCAAAGUUAUGGGGCUUCUUCUGUAACUCAAGUCAGUUUUCUAAUGCCACCUGUGAUGAAUACUUUGUUCAAAAUAAUGUCACUUCUAUCCAAGGCAUCCCUGGAUUGGCUAGUGGUAUCAUAACAGAAAACCUUUGGAGUAAUUAUUUACCAAAGGGAGAGAUUAUUGAAAAGCCCUCAGCCAAAUCAUCUGAUGUCUUGGGCAGCUUAAACCAUGAAUAUGUGCUUGUUGACAUCACCACCUCUUUCACUCUCCUGGUGGGCAUCUUCUUUCCAUCUGUCACAGGUAUCAUGGCUGGAUCAAACCGAUCUGGAGAUCUGAAAGAUGCUCAGAAGUCGAUUCCGAUUGGAACCAUCCUUGCUAUCUUGACGACAUCCUUUGUCUAUUUAAGCAGUGUUGUCCUUUUUGGUGCAUGUAUUGAAGGAGUUGUUCUCAGAGACAAAUUUGGGGAUGCUGUGAAAGGUAACUUGGUGGUGGGCACCUUAUCUUGGCCAUCUCCAUGGGUAAUUGUUAUUGGCUCCUUCUUUUCAACAUGUGGGGCUGGACUUCAGAGCCUUACAGGUGCACCAAGACUGCUCCAGGCUAUUGCCAAGGAUAACAUCAUACCAUUCCUGAGGGUUUUUGGUCACAGCAAAGCUAAUGGAGAACCUACCUGGGCUUUACUUCUCACUGCUGCUAUUGCAGAGCUGGGAAUCCUUAUUGCUUCCCUGGAUCUUGUGGCCCCAAUUCUUUCCAUGUUUUUUCUCAUGUGUUACCUGUUUGUGAACUUAGCAUGUGCCUUGCAAACAUUACUUCGAACACCCAACUGGAGGCCCCGGUUCCGCUACUACCACUGGGCCCUCUCUUUCAUGGGAAUGAGUACCUGUCUGGCUCUGAUGUUCAUUUCUUCCUGGUAUUAUGCCAUUGUAGCUAUGGUAAUAGCUGGUAUGAUCUACAAGUACAUUGAAUACCAAGGAGCUGAGAAAGAAUGGGGUGAUGGUAUUCGUGGGCUGUCCCUCAGUGCAGCCCGGUUUGCCUUGCUUCGUCUGGAGGAAGGACCUCCACACACUAAAAACUGGAGGCCUCAGCUACUUGUAUUGCUGAAACUGGACGAAGACUUACAUGUCAAGCAUCCUCGCCUCCUUACCUUUGCCUCACAGCUUAAAGCAGGAAAGGGUCUCACUAUUGUGGGCUCAGUCAUUGUGGGCAACUUCCUGGAGAACUAUGGUGAAGCUUUAGCUGCUGAGCAGACCAUUAAGCAUCUAAUGGAGGCAGAGAAGGUAAAAGGAUUCUGUCAGCUGGUGGUGGCUGCCAAGCUGAAGGAGGGCAUUUCCCACCUCAUCCAGUCCUGUGGCCUCGGGGGCAUGAAGCACAACACAGUGGUGAUGGGGUGGCCUAAUGGCUGGCGGCAAAGUGAAGAUGCUCGUGCUUGGAAAACUUUUAUUGGCACAGUGCGAGUGACAACUGCUGCUCAUCUGGCCCUGCUGGUGGCUAAGAAUGUCUCCUUCUUUCCUAGCAAUGUAGAGCAAUUUUCUGAGGGCAACAUUGAUGUGUGGUGGAUUGUGCAUGAUGGUGGGAUGCUCAUGCUGUUACCAUUCCUACUGAAACAGCACAAGGUGUGGCGAAAAUGCAGCAUCCGGAUCUUCACAGUAGCCCAACUAGAAGACAACAGUAUCCAGAUGAAGAAGGACCUAGCCACCUUCCUGUACCACUUGCGCAUUGAGGCCGAAGUAGAAGUAGUGGAGAUGCAUGACAGUGACAUAUCAGCUUAUACUUAUGAACGCACACUGAUGAUGGAGCAGAGGUCCCAGAUGCUACGACACAUGCGACUGUCCAAAACAGAACGAGACAGAGAGGCGCAGCUGGUGAAAGACAGGAACUCAAUGCUACGAUUGACUAGCAUUGGCUCUGAUGAUGAUGAAGAGACAGAAACUUAUCAGGAGAAGGUGCACAUGACUUGGACAAAAGAUAAAUACAUGGCAUCCCGGGGGCAAAAAGUCAAGUCAAUGGAAGGAUUCCAGGACCUACUUAACAUGCGUCCGGACCAGUCCAAUGUGCGACGAAUGCAUACAGCAGUAAAACUCAACGAGGUUAUAGUUAACAAGUCCCAUGAAGCAAAGCUGGUUUUGUUGAAUAUGCCAGGGCCACCCCGAAACCCCGAGGGUGAUGAAAACUACAUGGAAUUCCUAGAAGUGCUCACCGAGGGAUUAGAGCGAGUCCUCCUUGUUCGGGGUGGUGGCAGUGAAGUGAUCACCAUUUAUUCAUAAUCAGUUCCUGAAAGAUUCUGCUUGGUCUCAUCUUUCCUAAAAGGCUUUCAUUGUUCAUGGAAAUGACAGCUCUUUUCUACCACUACCAGUCUGCUAGAGGCCUGUGUUCUAUAAAUAUCACACUGAACUCUGUUCAGCUGAGCCCCAAGUACUUACAUAGAAGAGUUAAAAUAGAUCUGGCCUUGGCUACCAUUCCUACCAGGAGAAACAAAUAUUCCCUAACAUCAGAAGAAUGGUCAAACCCUAAAAGCCAUUUUGGUACCAAGUGGCAAAUCAAGACCUAACUAGGCCAAUGGGAAUACUUCAGCAUUGCUAAAGAUAGUGACUUUACACAAGGGAUGACAGCAAUUCAACUAAAAAACAAAAUAAGUACCUAUCCAACUCUGGAGAUGAAUCUCAGAAGCCAUGGUUUAUUGAUGGCAUCAGAAGGGUAACAGCCAGUCAACCUCACCUUAGUAAAGAGUUGAUAGUCAAUUAGAUGAGGGGCCUAAUAUCUUUAUGGAGCUAGGGUGCUAAUGUAAAAAACCUAAGAUAUGGAUGAAGCCUCAACUUCCUUUAAAAACAGAUUUCCCAGCUGGGCUUGGUGGUGCACACCUUUAAUCCCAGCAUUUGGGAGGCAGAGGUAGGAGGACUGCUUUGAGUUCCGAGGCCACCCUGAUAUUCCAGAGUGAAUUCUAGGUCAGCCUGGGCUAGAGCAAGACCCUACCUCGAAAAAUAAAAACAAAAAACAGAUUUCCCAAAUACCAGGCUUAAGUAUACUUAAGUGUAUACUUAAGCUGUUUAUUUCUCUUAAAACCCAUUUUGAGCUGGGUGAAGUAGAAGGAUCACUUGGGAGUUUGAGGCAAGUCUGGGUUACAGAGUGAGUUCUAGGCCAGCCUGGGCUACAGUGAAAGCCUGCCUCAAAAAAAGAAAAAAAAAUUCAUGCAGCAAUUAUAUCACAGGUGGUGUUACUAUGGGGAUUGUUGAUUGAGAGGUUAAUACUUACUUCAGGUUCUUUUCAAAUGGCUGGACUAAGGGAAUUCUAAAGAGUACUUAUUAAGAUCCACUGAAAUAAAGCCAGUGAUUACCUGCGUCACACAAAGCAAACAAGAUGCUCUAUGUUAACCAAUAGGUACUGUUUAUUUUUGUGCCUGGAAUUAGUAGGCACAGGUCAAAAGAUCAUAAGAAACAACCACUAAGAAGGUUGACUAUAACCAUGCUCGGAAAGUUUUAGAACAUCUUUAUUUUGUUUUGAUUUGAGGCAGGGUCUCUCUCUCUCUCUGUAGGCCAGGUUGGGUUCCAAGUCACAGUGAUUUUCCUACCUCAGCCACCAGAGUGCUGGGAUUCAAGGUGUAUAUCAUAAUGCUGGACAUUGUAGAACAUCUUUUAAAGGGGAGAUUUUGCAGUGGAAUUAAGUUCUAGUCGUACCCUUCCCACAGUGCCAUAGUUAACAUGCUGCUCCUAAACUGCUUAAAGUGGCAAAUUGGCAUUAGCCUGAUUCAAGAAACACAUUUCACAAGAACUCUGUGGCCUCAUUUCCAAAGCCAUAUAAGCCUGACUCACUCACCUGAAUGUCCCAAUUUUAUUCUCCAUCCUGACUGUAGAAACAUGGCUCCGAACUAAGUGGUUACCCAAGCCAAUGAUCUGUUUUUGUUUCAGAAAGCUCUAAAUGUGCCAAGGAAAUUUAUGCAAGCUCUGCUUAUUUACUAAUCACAAACACCUGACUUACAAGGCAUAGGAAUACUACUUUUGUGUCUCAGCAGUAAUUUCAAGUGUGUGAAAUCAUUUCUUGUACAAGAUAGCUAUUUAAAAAACUGUCUUCUUACCUACAUUCAUGGCUACUUUAAAACUACCCUGUAUUAACCAGGCAUAGUGGCACACGCCUUUAAUCCCAGCACUCAGGAGGCAGAGGGAGGUAGUAGGAUCACUGUGAAUUCAAGGCCAGCUUGGGAACAGAGUGAGUUCCAGGUUAGCCUGGCCUAGGCUGAGACUGUACCUUGGGGGAGGGGAAAAAAAGUAACUACCCUUUAUCAAUGAUAACUAGUGCUGCCUUCUUUGGUUAUGAUAGGAUAUGGAAUUCAUUAACCCAGAGAGACAAGAAAAUGCUUCAGAAGCCAUUUUGAUGUGGUCCCUUUGCUCUUUCAACUCCAGGCCCCUAAAGGUAGCAAAGCAGAUAGGAUACUGAAUCUUUUCUACUUCAUCCUGCAGAGGAUAGAAACUGUGUUUACAACUCCUGUUGCAAAGCUGAGUAUAGAAUAAUGGGUUAGGUUCUCUGCAACCCAUUCUGGAAAGGUAGCCUGCCCAAGAAUUACCCAGCCUAUACAUUUACCCAAAAUGAUAGAUAUUUCUCCAUAUAGGACAGAAAAUAAGGUUAAUUUUAGAAGGGCUGUUUGUGAUUGGAACUCUGUAAGAACCUCUUAAAGGGAUAAGGGAACUAAUGGUUAUUAAUGUAGUCAUUACUUCAGUCCCCAAAAUACAAAAUCACUGUUACAUUUAAAAAAAAAUGGUUAUCAGGCCACAUUUGUACUCAUCUCCGUCUAGCGCAUUUCAUAUCUAUGUACUGUGUAUGUCAUUUGUCUGCAAAGUAUGAUCUCUUAAUCACUGCAAAUAAAGCAAUACUGAAAACUUAUGAGAGAAGAUGCACCUUAGGGGAAGGGGCUUUAUGUUUCAAGAGAAAAAAAGAAAGACCUUCUCCUGCCUUCUGAAUGAGACCCAGCUUUUGUCUUACCUAUGACGUUCAGGGCAGGUUAUGGCAAUACACAUUCUCUGGCCCUCUGCCUUUGGCAGCAGUCAUAAAAGCUGGAGGUUGAACUGCAGAAUCUGCUUGACAGGUGCCAGCUUCCUCUAGGCAGGGGAAAGGUUACUGCUCUUAUCUUCUGUUGCCUACAUUACUUGUGGCCCCAAGGAUCCCACCAAUCCUUAUUCCCCCUAAAUGCUAGAGAUUCCUUAUUGUGGGUAUUAAAAUAAGUUACACUAUAAGCAUACUUUUCUGCUUUUCUGGUCUUUCUUUUCAUCAUGUACAAUUUUGAAUCUGGCAUUAGUUUCUUACAUUUUCCAAGCGUGUGUGCUUAUGCUAAAUAGAAGUGAAAUGUCAAAUAAAGCAGAUUUAAGGGGAACUUGUGCAACUUUUUAAGCAUUGUUCUCAACCAUUUAAUUUAUUCAGAGAUGCUGCUAUGGUUCUUGGUUUAGCAGUUACCAUCCUUUUGUUUACGUAGUGUCAUGGUUUUAUUUGUUGUUUUGCUCUGUAUUGGAAACAUAAAUAAAGUUUUCUACAUUAUUUUCA
Jaculus jaculus (lesser Egyptian jerboa) is the source of this 6862-nucleotide messenger RNA. RefSeq names its product solute carrier family 12 member 6 (gene Slc12a6). The transcript is spliced from 26 exons. Gene Ontology annotation, biological process: chloride transmembrane transport; potassium ion import across plasma membrane; potassium ion homeostasis. Gene Ontology annotation, cellular component: membrane. Gene Ontology annotation, molecular function: potassium:chloride symporter activity. The record is from RefSeq and is a predicted model, not a curated record. The coding region runs from base 148 to 3600 and encodes 1150 amino acids. Lineage: Eukaryota; Metazoa; Chordata; Mammalia; Rodentia; Dipodidae.